AUGAACGAAUCGUUCACGAACGACACAUCACUAUUAUGUUGUAGCAACGAACCACGCAACGAGAAGAGCGGAGCGCAUGUUUAUAUUGAUAUUAGCUUGCUAGCUUGCCAGUUACGGGUAGAGCUAACUGUAGUGAACUGAGCAACAGGAACAACGGUAUGAACCACGCAAUGUUAUUAUUCUUAAGCUUUCUGGAAACAGUCAACCUAGCUACAGUAGAGCUAGCUAAUACCUAGCUAAGCAAUGUCUGCAAUCAGCAGUCUGGUCCCAGCACGAUUCCUGACGCUCAUAGCUCACCUCGUUAUCGUUGUCACAAUCUUCUGGUCACGGGAAAACAAUGUCCUAGCCUGUCUUCCUCUGGAGUAUACAGAAGAAGAAUAUAAGAACGAGGACACCAAAUUGGUGGUGGCACUGGCGGUAACCCUGGGCCUGUUUGGUGUAGAGCUGGCUGGCUUCCUGUCUGGUGUCUCCAUGUUUAACGGCAGCCAAGGCCUCCUGUCCAUCGCAGCUCACGCUAGCGCCUCAGUGGCUCUGCUGUUCUUUCUGUUUGAGCAGUGGGAAUGUGACAUCUACUGGUGGAUCUUUGCCUUCUGCAGUGUUCUUCCAGCAUUUGUGGAAAUCAUCCUCUUCAUUGCAGUAUUUGGACUGAAGAAAAAGGCACUUUAACAGCCAUUGGGAGAGACCUUUUUAAUGUGUCGUAGGAGCGUAGCAUUGAAGAUGCAACUAUGGAACUCUUGGAAGUAUGACCCAAAUUUGGGAAGGAAACCAGAUGCGUGCGACGGAGGAGCCGACUAUAUACAGAGGCAGAGUUCUUCAAUAAAAUGCCAUGGGUUCAACUGGAUGUAGAGACAUUUCUGGCUAAAUAUAUCUUCAUAAAGUCUCAGUCAACCCUGUUUGUACUGUCUAACACCCAUUCCUGUUCCGUGUGACUAAGAUGAACGAUGUGGAUGGCUGUUGCUGUAUCAACGUGUUGUGUUGCAGAUUAUUUUUUUAUUUUUUUUACUAAUACAAAUAAAGACUAAAGUGUGACGGUU
Messenger RNA from Hypomesus transpacificus, 1034 nucleotides. It is a transcript of the gene tmem107l, whose product is annotated as transmembrane protein 107 like. The transcript has 6 exons. The record is from RefSeq and is a predicted model, not a curated record. Gene Ontology annotation, biological process: protein localization to ciliary transition zone; non-motile cilium assembly. Gene Ontology annotation, cellular component: MKS complex. Bases 244 to 666 code for a protein of 140 amino acids. NCBI's taxonomy places the organism in Eukaryota, Metazoa, Chordata, Actinopteri, Osmeriformes, Osmeridae.